GCGCCGGCGCCCAGUCAGAGCGGGAGGCGGGGGGGGGGCAGGAUCGGGGCCGGGGGGGCCUUUGCGGCUGCCCCGGAGGCUGCUGCGGUGACCGAGCGGAAGCCGGGGCGCCCCGGGAUCUAGGUCACGCCGGCGGGCGAAGGGUUAACGUUCCCCAGGCCCCCCCCUCCAGCACCCCGGCCCUGGACCCGCACCCCCAGCCCCGCCGGCACCCCUCGCGCCCCCCCGGCGCCCCUCGCUCCCGGCCCCGGCCCCCACCGGCCCGGUAGCGGCGCCCACGCGCCCGGUUUCGGGAUGAGUGGCCCCCGUAGGUCCCGGUCCCACAACAAAGGCCUUCGAUCCUCAUCCCGAAAGCGAAACCCCCCCCGCUGCUCCCACCCCCCGGGGCUGGGAUCGGGGCGAGACCCCCCCCCAUCCUGCCCUGUCGUAGCACGGUGACGUGGCCCCGGCCCGGCAGCCGCAGUGUAGCGCAGACGCUGGCACCGCAGGUAGGGCCGGGGGCUGCGGGAAGGGGCAGGACGCGCCGGACUCCCCCCGCCUCUGCCCCUCCGGCCGCCCGGAGCCGCCCCACGCAGGCUGGGAACUGGGGCGGGAGCCCCCCAGGAUCGAGCCCCUCACCGUGGCCUUGGGGCUGCCGCCACACGCAGCCAAGGGAGGCUGCCAGGGGUCCGAAGCUGGAGGUCAAAGCCCGGAGGCCGUGGCGAUGGAUCCCCCCCAGCCAGGAGCCUACAGCCCCUUCUGCCCCCCCUGCGGCCCGGAGCCGGGCUCUGCCCCCUACCCUGCCUGGGACCCUGCGGAUGGCGACCCCGGCCCCCCGACGUGCCUCGACCCCUUCGUCCAGGCCUUCGGCAGGCCCUGGGGCCCGGGCACCCAGGUGUCCGGGGCGCUGAGCUGGCCGCCCCCGCUCGGCUUCACUCCGCUCCUGCCCCAGCUGGACCCGGCGGGGGGGGACGGGGGCGGCUGGGGGGGCCCGGAUCCCUCGGCCCAGUGCCUCUACCCCGAGCUGGUGCCUCCGAGCUACGGACCCCACAGCAGCUACCAGGACCCGGGCCUGGCCGGCUCUGAGGUUUUCUCCCGGCUGCUGGGACCUGCAGACUGGCCCCCGGACAGUGCCUGUGGCUCCCAGGCCACCGAUCACUACUUCAAGGUGCCAGAGUCCUCCUGGGUCCCUUUUGAAUGCUGGCCCGGGUCAGAAGUCGCCCCGGGGGCAGAGGUCCCCAUGCCAGGGUACGAGCAGCCCCCCCCGGGGGCAGCUGGCCAGGUCCCAGGCUCCCAGGGUGCCCCCCACCAGAGCCGGCUGCAGUGCCCAGGGGGGGACCCCUGCUACCGUGCCCCCCCCAUCCUGGACCCCCUGCGCCCUGGUCCAGGCCUCUUCGCCCGCCUCCAGCCUCCCCCAGGCAGCUGCAGUCCCCCCCCACCCAGCCCGGCCCUGCGCCCAGACACCCCGAGGGUGAACGUGGGCCCCAGGUUCCAGGCCGAGCUGCCAGCGCUGCAGGACCCGGCUCUGGCCUGGCGGGACCCCAACAGGGCAGCACUGGCCUGGAGGCCGUGGCCCCGGCUGGAGCAGGACCCAGGCACCCAGAGUCAUGUGGAAGCCCUGCUGGAUGUGGCCUGCUCCAGUGCCGUGCCGGGGGGCGGCACCAACCGGGAGCUGGCACUGCACUGCCUCUGCCGGACCCAUGGGGACGUGAGGGCUGCUCUGGAGAUGCUGCUGUUGCAGAACCCAGCCUGGCCCCCCCAGCACUCCUUGAGCACCUACCACUACACGGGCAGUGACGCAUGGACGCCCCACGAGCGCCGGCAGUUUGCCAAGGCCUUUGCCCAGCAUGGAAAGGACUUCGCCCUCAUCCAGCGUGCGGUACCAUCCAAGCGGCUGCAGCAGUGUGUGGAGUUCUACUACCUGCGCAAGAGCCGGCUGGGGCGCGGCCAGAAGCGCCAAGGACCCUCAGAGGCCCUGGACAUGGCCCCUGGUACCUGCUUCCCCUGCCAACGCUGUGGCAGGUCCUUUGUGAAGAUCAAGAGCCGCAACGCACACAUGAAGAUCCACCGGCCGCACCAGCCCAGCGGGGAAGGCCCCAGGCCUCUCCCCCUGCCCCCCCAGCAAUGCCUCCUGUAGACUGGGCAACUGGGGCAGGCGCUUUAUUGAGCUCAGCAUCAUCAACUUCCAUAGGGGGGCCCCCAAGGAGCAGAAACCGGCCCCCCACCCCCUCCACCGUGCCUGCAGUCCAAGAGGGGCAGUGUCCAUGUGUCUGUUGGUGAAGGGGGAGCACAAUAAAUCCAGCAGCAGCCCCUGGUAA
Alligator mississippiensis (American alligator) is the source of this 2297-nucleotide messenger RNA. Its product is annotated as transcriptional-regulating factor 1. Gene Ontology annotation, molecular function: transcription corepressor activity. NCBI's taxonomy places the organism in Eukaryota, Metazoa, Chordata, Crocodylia, Alligatoridae. Gene Ontology annotation, cellular component: histone deacetylase complex; transcription regulator complex. The record is from RefSeq and is a predicted model, not a curated record. Gene Ontology annotation, biological process: regulation of transcription by RNA polymerase II; negative regulation of DNA-templated transcription. Bases 704 to 2116 code for a protein of 470 amino acids. The transcript has 13 exons.